AUGGCAAUAUCAUCUCUUCUCUCUGAUACCGACGAGUGUGCUGGAACACCAUGUCAACAUGGCGAGUGUGUGAAUAAUGCUGGAUCGUAUACAUGUAACUGUGCUGAAACUGGAUACGAAGGAUACCACUGUGAGACAGAUAUUGAUGAAUGUAGUGAUAGUCAAACAUGUCAGAAUGGAGGAAUCUGCACUAAUACAGAUGGGUCAUAUGAAUGCGACUGUACAGAUGAUUAUGAAGGAGUCAAUUGCGAGCUACAGAUCAAUGAGUGUGGAGGUGGUUUGCAGUGUCACAAUAAUGGCGUGUGUUCUAACUCAGUGUGUGAUUGCGCUGACACUGGAUACGAAGGAACCACAUGCGAGGACGAUAUCGAUGAAUGCACCGAGACUGCACCCUGUCAGAAUAGCGGAACCUGUACUAACACAGAAGGGUCAUACACAUGUGACUGUGCUGGAACAGGAUAUGAAGGGGCAGAGUGUGAAAUAGACAUUGACGAAUGUAUUACGUCGUCACCAUGCCAACACAAUAGUGAGUGCACGAAUUCAGUCGGAUCGUAUACAUGUGUUUGUGAAGAUACUGGUUACCAAGGAGACCACUGUGAAAUUGACAUAGAUGAGUGUACACCAAACCCCCCAUGCCAGAACAGUGGGACAUGUACAAAUACAGAAGGGAGUUACACAUGUGACUGUGCUGGGACAGGAUAUGAAGGAACAGACUGUGAAACUGAUAUCAAUGAAUGUGACACCAACACCCCCUGUCAGAAUGGAGGUAUAUGUACAAAUAACGAUGGGUCGUACAGUUGCAAUUGUGACGACAUAGGUGCGAGUUUGUCAUGUCAUAAUACUGGUGCAUGUCCCGUUGACGGAGGUUCUACUUGUGACUGUACUGACACUGGGUAUGGUGGGGAUACGUGUGAAACAGAUAUUGAUGAAUGCACCGAGGCUCCACCCUGUCAGAAUAGCGGUACCUGUACUAACACUGUAGGAUCAUACACAUGUGACUGUGCUGGAACCGGAUAUGAAGGGACAGAGUGUGAAAUAGGCAUUGACGAAUGUAUUACGUCGUCACCAUGCCAACACAAUAGUGAGUGCACGAAUUCAGUCGGAUCGUAUACAUGUGUUUGUGAAGAUACUGGUUACCAAGGAGACCACUGUGAAAUUGACAUAGAUGAGUGUACACCAAACCCCCCAUGCCAGAACAGUGGGACAUGUACAAAUACAGAAGGGAGUUACACAUGUGACUGUGCUGGGACAGGAUAUGAAGGAACAGACUGUGAAACUGAUAUCAAUGAAUGUGACACCAACACCCCCUGUCAGAAUGGAGGUAUAUGUACAAAUAACGAUGGGUCGUACAGUUGCAAUUGUGACGACAUAGGGUACGAAGGAACCAACUGUGAGACUGAUAUUAACGAAUGUUCGAUUACACCAUGUAUGAAUGGCGGUGUCUGUUCAAAUAUCGAUGGCUCGUACUUGUGUAGCUGUUCAGAAACUGGGUACCAGGGAGAUGACUGUCAAACAGAAAUUUGUAGUGCGAGUUUGUCGUGUCAUAAUACUGGUGCAUGUCCCGUUGACGGAGGUUCUACUUGUGACUGUACUGACACUGGGUAUGGUGGGGAUACGUGUGAAACAGAUAUCGAUGAAUGCACAGAGGCUCCACCCUGUCAGAAUGGCGGUACCUGUACUAACACUGUAGGAUCAUACACAUGUGACUGUGCUGGAACCGGAUAUGAAGGGACAGAGUGUGAAAUAGACAUUGACGAAUGUAUUACGUCGUCACCAUGCCAACACAAUAGUGAGUGCACGAAUUCAGUCGGAUCGUAUACAUGUGUUUGUGAAGAUAUUGGUUACCAAGGAGACCACUGUGAAAUUGACAUAGAUGAGUGUACACCAAACCCCCCAUGCCAGAACAGUGGGACAUGUACAAAUACAGAAGGGAGUUACACAUGUGACUGUGCUGGGACAGGAUAUGAAGGAACAGACUGUGAAACUGAUAUCAAUGAAUGUGACACCAACACCCCCUGUCAGAAUGGAGGUAUAUGUACAAAUAACGAUGGGUCGUACAGUUGCAAUUGUGACGACAUAGGGUACGAAGGAACCAACUGUGAGACUGAUAUUAAGGAAUGUUCGAUUACACCAUGUAUGAAUGGCGGUGUCUGUUCAAAUAUCGAUGGCUCGUACUUGUGUAGCUGUUCAGAAACUGGGUACCAGGGAGAUGACUGUCAAACAGAUGUCGAUGAGUGCUCAGAGGGAACUCCUUGCUUGAACAACGGGCUAUGUUUAAAUACUGAUGGAUCCUUUACAUGUAAUUGUGACAACACUGGAUUCGAGGGACCAACUUGUGGAAUAGAAAUUUGUAGUGCGAGUUUUUCAUGUCAUAAUACUGGUGCAUGUCCCGUUGACGGAGGUUCUACUUGUGACUGUACUGACACUGGGUAUGGUGGGGAUACGUGUGAAACAGAUAUUGAUGAAUGCACCGAGGCUCCACCCUGUCAGAAUAGAGGUGCCUGUACUAACACUGUAGGAUCAUACACAUGUGACUGUGCUGGAACCGGAUAUGAAGGGACAGAGUGUGAAAUAGACAUUGACGAAUGUAUUACGUCGUCACCAUGCCAACACAAUAGUGAGUGCACGAAUUCAGUCGGAUCGUAUACAUGUGUUUGUGAAGAUAUUGGUUACCAAGGAGACCACUGUGAAAUUGACAUAGAUGAGUGUACACCAAACCCCCCAUGCCAGAACAGUGGGACAUGUACAAAUACAGAAGGGAGUUACACAUGUGACUGUGCUGGGACAGGAUAUGAAGGAACAGACUGUGAAACUGAUAUCAAUGAAUGUGACACCAACACCCCCUGUCAGAAUGGAGGUAUAUGUACAAAUAACGAUGGGUCGUACAGUUGCAAUUGUGACGACAUAGGGUACGAAGGAACCAACUGUGAGACUGAUAUCGAUGAAUGCACAGAGGCUCCACCCUGUCAGAAUGGCGGUACCUGUACUAACACUGUAGGAUCAUACACAUGUGACUGUGCUGGAACCGGAUAUGAAGGGACAGAGUGUGAAAUAGAUGUAAACGAAUGUAUAGUUGAUCCGCCAUGUCUGAACAACGGCGUGUGUACUAAUAUAGAAGGUUCGUAUUCAUGCGAAUGUGGUGAUACCGGAUAUGAGGGAACAAACUGCCAGACAGAUGUGGAUGAUUGCGCUUCCAGUCCAUGCCAGAAUGAUGGUCAAUGCACAGACGGUGUAAACACGUAUAUAUGUAGCUGCGUUAACGGAUAUAGUGGUGAUAACUGUGAACUUGCAGCAAUAGUCACAACGGAGGGGCCAACUACUUUAAAGCGAGGUGAAGAUGAAUGUGAUACAGCUCCCUGUGACUCGGAAAUGGAAUACUGUGUUGAUAAAAGUGUUGGAUAUGUGUGUAAAUGUAAAUCAGGCCAUCUCAAAGUCGAUGGAGCUUGCGAGAGAACCAAAAGUUACCAGGGGGAAUUCAAGAUUCUCCAAAAAGACGGCGUCGAUAUCAAUUUCUCUUCAGCGUUAAAUAACAAAGACUCAAGUGCUUAUAAAUCACUUGAACAAGACGUGAUUCAAUUGCUUGAUGCAGUGAUGAUAACUUUUAACGACAGCUAUGUUCAGUCGUUCGUCCUUGGAUUUUCCGCUGGAAGCGUAAAUGCAGAAUACGUCAUUUAUUUUCUAAAUGACAGUUCAAUCAAUGCCAGUGCUGUGGAAAACCGUUUGGUGGAAGGUGCCAAUGACGUCAACGAUUUAGCUAUUAAUGAAGAAAGUGUUCGAAUAACAGGUAUACUUUUUUAA
Saccoglossus kowalevskii is the source of this 3798-nucleotide messenger RNA. Its product is annotated as neurogenic locus Notch protein-like. Lineage: Eukaryota; Metazoa; Hemichordata; Enteropneusta; Harrimaniidae. The record is from RefSeq and is a predicted model, not a curated record.